Molecule: messenger RNA, 1500 nt
Organism: Penicillium longicatenatum
Lineage: Eukaryota; Fungi; Ascomycota; Eurotiomycetes; Eurotiales; Aspergillaceae
Product: flavin-containing monooxygenase
Exons: 1
Coding region: 1-1500 (499 amino acids)
Molecular function (GO): flavin adenine dinucleotide binding; NADP binding; N,N-dimethylaniline monooxygenase activity
Source: RefSeq, a predicted model, not a curated record
AUGAACGGUCACGCACAGUCAGAAACGCGUUUCGACGUGGUUAUCAUCGGCGCGGGCAUCUCCGGCAUCAAUGCCGCCUACCGCCUGCAGGAUGAGCUCCCGGGCUACAGCUAUACCGUUCUCGAGGCUCGAGACGACCUGGGCGGAACUUGGGACUUGUUCAGGUACCCUGGUAUUCGAUCGGAUUCUGAUUUGUUCACCUUUGGCUUUUCCUUCAACCCCUGGACCCAAUCCAACCCCAUCGCCGAAGGCCACUUGAUUAAAAGCUACGUCGCCGACACCGCCAAGAAAUUUGGUAUCGACAAGAAUAUUCAAUACCGCCACCGUUUGUCGGCGGCAAAUUGGUCUAGCGAGGACAACUACUGGUCCCUGACCAUCGACAAUGACGGGACCGCCAAGACCAUCAAUGCUCGGUUCAUCAUCUUUGGUUCCGGCUACUACAACUACCACGAGCCAUUGCAGGCCAACAUCCCCGGACUGGACAACUUCCAGGGCCAGAUUAUUCACCCUCAGUUUUGGCCCGAGGAUUUGGAUUACACAGACAAGAAAGUCGCGAUCAUCGGCAGUGGUGCGACCGCCAUCACCCUCCUACCCAUCAUGGCUCAGAAGGCGGAGCGGGUGACCAUGGUUCAGCGCAGCCCAACCUACAUCAUCUCUCUCCCGAACCGCAGUGGAAACUGGUUGCUCAGUUGGAUCCUGCCGACAAGCGCAUAUAAUAAACUCCAGCGCCUCAUAUGGAUCAUAAAGUCGAGAUUCUUCUUCCUCUUCUGCCAAGGUUUCCCGAAGCUCUCACGCUGGGUCCUGACCCGCCUAGCCAGCAAGCAACUACCCAGCCACAUCCCCCACGACCCACACUUUCAGCCACGCUAUAAUCCCUGGGACCAGCGACUCUGCGUUUCGCCAGAUGGCGACUUCUAUACUAGUCUCCGCAACGGCAAGGCUGAUGUCCGUACAGACACCAUCAAGACAGUCACGAAGAAGGGUUUGACCCUCAACUCAGACGAAACGGUGGAUGCAGACAUCAUCGUCACUGCAACGGGUCUGAAGCUGCAAAUUGCCGGUGGUGCCACCAUAACCGUCGAUGGCGAGAAAAUCGACCCUGGCUCCAAGUUUAUGUGGAACGGGGUAAUGCUUCAGGAUCUUCCUAACGCCUCGUUCAUUAUCGGAUACACUAAUGCCUCUUGGACAUUGGGUGCGGAUGCGACGGCGCGAUUCGUGACUCGCCUGAUUAAGUCGUUGGAGACUCGUAAGCUUAUCGCUGCUACACCUCGUUUGAAGGCGCAGGACGCUGAGACGAUCCAGCAGCGUCCGCUGUUGAACUUGAAUUCUACUUACGUCACGGUCGCGAACCGGGUGCUGCCUUUGGCGGCUGAUCGGGGUCCGUGGCGUCCGCGUGAUCAUUAUAUGAAGGACAUUAAGUUUGCGACUAAGGGUGACUUGGACGAUAGUAUGGAAUAUGUGCAAGGGAAGAACUUGCAUCUUCGUGCUAAGAUGGAGUGA